AUGCUGCGCGCGUUCCAAAAGGCUGGCGAGGUCUCCAUCCGGCGGCGGCCCCCGCGUGGCUUUGAGACGCAGCCAUGCGGGCCUUUCAACUACAAGGUCGGCAACAUGCCAGAUGACAACCAGCCGCGCAACAUUCUGGAGGAGAUUGUUUGGUACAAGGCGAAGGAGAUCACGGUCUGGAGGGACAAGGUCCCGCUGGCCGCGCUGCAGUCCCUCGCCAAGAAGGCCGCUCCCCCCGUGGACUUCAAGGCUGCCAUCACCGCCCGCGCCGCCGCCACCGGCAAGCCCGGCCUCAUCGCCGAGGUCAAGAAGGCGUCCCCCUCAAAGGGCGUCAUCCAGCCCAAUUUUGACCCGGUCAAGAUCGCGCAGGCGUACGAGGCCGGCGGCGCGGCGUGCCUGAGCGUGCUGACUGACGAGAAGUUCUUCCAGGGCAGCUUUGAGAACCUGCAGCUCAUUAAGGCGGCGGGGGUCAAGUGCCCGCUGCUGUGCAAGGAGUUUAUCGUGGAGGCAUACCAGGUGUUCAAGGCGCGUGUCAGCGGCGCUGACGCCAUCCUGCUCAUCGCGGCUGUCCUGCCCAACCAGGACCUGGCGUACUUCAUGAAGGUGGCGCGGGCCCUGGGCAUGGUGGCGCUCAUAGAGGUGCACACCGAGGGGGAGCUGGCGCGCGUGCUGCAGCUGGAGGGCGUGGAGGACCACCUGCUGGGCAUCAACAACAGGGACCUGGGCACCUUCAAGGUCGACCUGGCGCUCACGCGCCGCAUCAUGGACAGCCCCACCGGCCAGGAGGUGCGGCGGCGCGGCAUCCUGAUGGUCGGGGAGUCGGGGAUAUUCACGCCCGACGAUGUGGCAUUUGUGCAGGCGGCGGGGGUCGGCGCCAUCCUGGUGGGGGAGAGCCUCGUCAAGCAGGGCGACCCCGCGGCAGGUGUGCGGCAGCUGCUGUCUUUGGACGCGUGA
Molecule: messenger RNA, 954 nt
Organism: Monoraphidium neglectum
Lineage: Eukaryota; Viridiplantae; Chlorophyta; Chlorophyceae; Sphaeropleales; Selenastraceae
Product: indole-3-glycerol phosphate synthase
Exons: 7
Coding region: 1-954 (317 amino acids)
Biological process (GO): L-tryptophan biosynthetic process
Molecular function (GO): indole-3-glycerol-phosphate synthase activity; phosphoribosylanthranilate isomerase activity
Source: RefSeq, a predicted model, not a curated record